AAAAAGCUAGGUCCUGGAUCGAAGAAUUACCCACCGAUAUUCAUCUUGGGCAGUGGGCUAGGGCAUAUAGAGAUGCUUAGGCACGCUCCUCCAUGAGCUGGUUUAUGCUCUACUUUCCUUGCUCCUCCAUCAAAGGAAUCCAACACCGAAAAAGAAGAGAAGAGAAAGAAGACCCAAAAGCAAACUAAAGCUAAAGCUUGAGCACUCUGUGUUGACAAAAGAAGCUUUUCUUCCCACUUAUCCCUUCUAGCUAAGCCAAUCCAUUCUCUCCUUGCUCUACUACAUCCCCUUUUUCAUACAUAUAAAAAUACCCCUUACUCGAUCUUCAAUUAAUUUGCUCCCAGUUUUCUGAGCUUUGUUUCUUGCCUUAAAACUAGCGGAAUACAUCAGAGUGGAGAGAAAGAGCGUGAGAAUGGUUAAAAUAGGAGGCAUCUUUGUCUGUCUCUUGAUUGUGGCCAUGGACAUCGGAGCUGGGAUUCUCGGCAUCGAAGCUGAACUUGAACAAAACAAGGUGAAACAAUUAAGGUUAUGGAUCUUUGAGUGUAGAGAGCCAAGCCAUCCGGCAUUCAAGCUAGGGUUAGGUGCAGCAGCACUUCUGGUUCUUGCUCAUGUCAUUGCUAACUUGCUUGGUGGAUGCAACAAUUGCAUUUGCUCUCAAGAAGAGCUCCAAAAGGCUCCUCCUAAUAGACAACUCUCACUCGCAUGCCUCGUCUUCACCUGGGUCAUUCUAGCCGUUGGAUUGUCGAUGCUGGUGAUAGGGACUUGGUCGAACCACAAGUCAAGAGCUUCAUGUGGUUUCACACACCAUCAAUUUCUUUCCAUCGGAGGCAUCUUGUGCUUUGUUCAUGGCCUGUUUUGUGUGGCAUAUUACAUUACCACCACUUCGACCGACUAAUUAGUGAUUAGUAGCAUUAACUAAGCAUGCUUUAAGGAUUGUUUGUGCUUUUUUCAACUUUACUAAUCCAUCGCUUUCUAUUUUCCCACUCUGAAAUGACAAUUCUCCCCUCCGGUGAAACUUCUACCA
Messenger RNA from Rosa rugosa (rugosa rose), 1024 nucleotides. RefSeq names its product protein VASCULATURE COMPLEXITY AND CONNECTIVITY-like. The record is from RefSeq and is a predicted model, not a curated record. Bases 413 to 895 code for a protein of 160 amino acids. NCBI's taxonomy places the organism in Eukaryota, Viridiplantae, Streptophyta, Magnoliopsida, Rosales, Rosaceae. The transcript is spliced from 3 exons.